Molecule: messenger RNA, 1878 nt
Organism: Setaria italica (foxtail millet)
Lineage: Eukaryota; Viridiplantae; Streptophyta; Magnoliopsida; Poales; Poaceae
Product: pectinesterase QRT1
Exons: 1
Coding region: 183-1655 (490 amino acids)
Biological process (GO): cell wall modification
Molecular function (GO): pectinesterase activity
Source: RefSeq, a predicted model, not a curated record
ACAGCGGCAAGAAUUCAGAAGCGAGCCGCAACGUGCGUGCGUUCACGCGCUCAUGGAGGCGAUGGAGCUCCCGAAUUAGCUCACCCAUGGCUACCUGCGCGCUCCGCCCAACAGCCACCGCCCAUCACCCACCUUAAAGACGCUCGUGCCCGGUCGAGAGAACGAAGACCCGCCGGGCCAGCAUGCACCGCCGAUCGACAAUGGCGCGGCGAUCAUCAUCAGCGGCGGUCGUCCCGAUGAUCGUCCUCGCCGCCGCCCUCGCGUCGUCGCUUCUGCCGGCCGCGGCGGCGGGGGGCGGUGCUGGCGCGUCGUUCGGCAACUGGAUCGCGCUGAACCAGCAGAGCUACGCGGUGAACGCGGCGCUGUACGCGCAGAAGUCCGCCGGCGAAGGGGGCAAGACCCUGGACACGAACCUCUCGGCCGCCGAGGAGAAGAAGGUGGUGUACGUCGUGGACCCCAGCGGCGGCGGCGACUACACCAACAUCACCGCCGCGCUCGCUGACAUCCCCGACGGCAACACGAAGCGGGUCAUCCUGGACCUCAAGCCCGGCGUGGUGUUCCGCGAGAAGCUCUUCCUCAACAUCAGCAAGCCGUUCAUCACCUUCAAGUCCGACCCGAUGAAGCCGGCCACCAUCAGCUGGAACGACACGGCGGCGACGCUUGGCAAGGACGGGAAGCCCGUCGGCACCGUCGGGAGCACGACGGUGGCCGUCGAGUCGGACUACUUCAUGGCCUACGGCGUGGUGUUCAGGAACGACGCGCCGCUGGCGAAGCCCGGCGCCAAGGGCGGGCAGGCGGUGGCGCUGAGGCUGUUCGGGACCAAGGCGGCGCUCUACAACUGCACCAUCGACGGCGGGCAGGACACGCUGUACGACCACAAGGGGCUCCACUACUUCAAGGACUGCCUCAUCCGCGGCAGCGUCGACUUCAUCUUCGGCUUCGGCCGCUCCUUCUACGAGGACUGCCGGAUCGAGUCGGUGGUGAAGGAGGUGGCGGUGCUCACGGCGCAGCAGCGGACCAAGUCCAUCGAGGGCGCCAUCGACUCCGGCUUCUCCUUCAAGAACUGCAGCAUCGGCGGCGUCAAGGGCGGCCAGAUCUACCUGGGGCGGGCAUGGGGGGACUCGUCGCGGGUGGUGUACGCGUACACGGAGAUGGGGGAGGAGGUGGUGCCCAUCGGCUGGGACGGCUGGAACGUCGCCAAGCCGGAGAGCAGCGGCAUCUACUACGGCGAGUUCAAGUGCUUCGGCGCCGGCGCCGACGCCAAGAAGAAGAAGCGGGUGGGGUGGGCGCUCGACCUUACGGAGGAGCAGGCCAAGCCCUUCGUCGGCGCGCACUACAUCUUCGGCGACUCGUGGAUCCAGCCGCCGUCCGUCACCUCCGGUGGCCAAGCAGGAAAGAAGGGGAACCAGACGGAAGCGGCAGCGGCACCGCAGGCGGCGGCGAAGGCGCCAACAACCGCGGAAGCGCCGGCGGCGGCGGAAGCGACGACAAACGUGACAGCGGCGAAGGCGCCGGCGGCGGAAGCGAAAAACGCGACGGCGGCGAAGACGACGCCGGCGGCGGAAGCGAAGAAUGCGUCAGCGACGGAAUCGGCGAAGGCCUCGCCGGCGGCGGAAGCGACGAAGUCGUCGUCGUCAGCAGCGACGCCCAAGUAGAACCCGUUAUUGGGCUGGAUAGGUCGAUCCUAAUUGGGCUGGAUAAGAUUUUCCUGAUUCGGCCCGUGAGCGACCCAUGUACAUUUCGUAGUUUUUAUUUCUCUCAUUUUCAUUUGCUUUGGAUUCAUUGUAGUAGCAGUCCAUCGAAUCAGGGGGCGUUUGGAUAUCAGGUGCUAGACUUUAGCAGUAUCACAUCGGAUGUUCGGAUGUUAAUUAGAAGGAC